Lingula anatina is the source of this 1257-nucleotide messenger RNA. Its product is annotated as adhesion G-protein coupled receptor G2-like. The record is from RefSeq and is a predicted model, not a curated record. NCBI's taxonomy places the organism in Eukaryota, Metazoa, Brachiopoda, Lingulata, Lingulida, Lingulidae.
UCUUAACAGGUCUGAGUUCACUGGAGACGAUAACAUGAUUACGUUGUCAGUAAAUGGGUUGAAAUUGAAUCAAUCUGACUUUAUUAAAGACGGGGAAGGGGUUCUUAUUUGUGUAGACGACUACUUAGGAGAUAAGGGAAAUAGAACGCCGGAAUCUUCAUAUGAUCUUGUGCAGGUGAUUGUUUCCUAUAGUCUUCUCUCGAUAUCUGUCCUUUGCUUGGUUUUUACAAUUAUCACCUACCUGUUGUUUACAGACUUGAGAAAGGGCCUUCCCGGAAAAAAUUUAUUCAACCUCUGCGUUACUCUGAUGCUUGCACAGUUAUUGUUUCUAUUUAAUUAUGUACCCUCUCAAAACAAUGCUGUUUGUAAAGCGUUUGCUGUUGUGAUGCAUUACUGGUGGCUUUGUUCAUUUGCUUGGAUGACCGCAUGUGCUUUUCAUAUGUGUUGGACAUUUACGUAUCCCUUCAGUAUUGCCCAGUUAGACUCUUCGGACAUUCGUAAGUGGCAUAUCAUAUACUGCCUCAUAAGCUAUUGCUCUCCAUUAGUAAUUGUUAUCCCGUGUGUUGUUCUUGAUUUUUGUGAGUGCACCAGUGUUUCGAUAGGCUACGGCACAGGAGGUUCAUCGUGUUGGAUAGGCAACACUAUGGCACUUGCCUACAGUUUCGCUCUGCCCGUUGGAGUAACUAUUCUCUUACAACUUGGAUUCUUCAUUAAGACUGCUAUUGCCUUACGACCUGUUCCUAGUGUUGAACGUUGUGGUUCAGAUUACAACCAAUUUCUUGUUUACUGUAAACUAUCAACGUUAAUGGGUUUUGGGUGGAUCUUCGCGUUCUUCGCUGCAUUUACAAGUCUUUCAUUUAUGUGGUAUCUCUUUUACGUAUUUUCUUGUCUACAAGGUGCUUUUAUUUUCUUUUCUUACAUUAUGAAAAAGUCAACAUUGCAUCAGUAUCGAAAUUAUUUCAGAAAGAAAUCUCCAGGUCAUAUUUCAUCUACAUUUAUGAACAUGAAUACGCUCACAUCAGCUAAAAAUGCACGGAGCGCCACCUAUGUUGCAGUACCUGUAGUAACAGUUUCAAACAGCUUAUUGUGAAGUGUAUUUACUUUCUCUUGAGAGAUGCGCCAUUUGUUGGGUUUAAACUUUGCGUUUAUAGCUUAGCACAGUGUGGCAUUGUAAAUAUUCUCUCUGAGUCAUCUUUAAAAUUUUAUUUGUACGGACUAAUAAGUAUACUUACAAAAGAGUAAUGAUUUUGACCCCAU